CAUCCAUCUUUCUUUCCCCCACAAAUUGAAGCAUCAAAGAUCCUCACUUCCUUCUUCCAUCUAUCUGCACUUUUCUUCUGUUACAUGUGCUGCCAAAACCAUGGCAGAACUUGUGGCUGGUGCGUUCCUCUCUUCUUCCCUUCAGGUAGCAUUUGAAAGAUUGGCUUCUGGUGACAUCAUUGAUUACUUCCGAGCUGGAAAGCUUAAGGAUGGCACCUUGCUGAAAAAGCUGGACAUGACCCUUAAUUGCAUCAACAAAGUUAUUGAAGAUGCUGAGGAAAGGCAAUACAGAGACCAUUAUGUGAAGCAGUGGCUGGAUGAGCUUAAAGAUGUCGUGUUUCAGGCCGAGGACUUGCUGGAUGAUAUUGCUGCUGAGGCGUCUCGGCAGAAGCUGCAACUUCAACUUCAUCCCGCUACAGGUAAACUUCGCAACUUCGUCACUCGCAUUGCUAGUCCAUUUGAUAAACAAAUUGAAAGAAGGAUCAAAGAACUUGUUGACUACCUGGAAUUCUUAGCUAACAAAGGGGAUCGACUGGGAUUGAAGGAAGGCUCCUAUGCCCUCACUCAGGUGGAAGGGAAUAGGAAGCUGUUCAAAAGAUUGCCCGCAACAUGUUUGAUAGAUGAAGCUAAUAUCUUUGGUCGAGACACUGAUAAAGAGAAAAUUAUAGAGAUUUUAUCAUCCAACAACAAGGGUGAGAAUCAGUUACCUGUGGAUGUGGUUGCCAUCGUAAGUAUGGGUGGGAUGGGUAAGACAACACUUGCUCGGCUUAUUUUCGAAGACAAAAGGAUCAAGGAAGAAUUUCAACAUAGAGCUUGGGUGUUUAUUUCGGAAGAAUUUGAUGUUGGUCAAGCUACAAAAGUGAUUCUUGAAGCACUUGAUUGUCGAAUUAAAAUAUCGGAUGAUUUGAACUUAAAUCAACUUCAAAUGAAGAAGAAAUUGAAGGAUAAAAAAUUUUUCUUGGUUCUUGAUGAUGUAUGGAAUCAGAAUCGCACAAUUUGGGAGGUCUUCCAAACACCUUUCAAUUAUGGAGCUCCAGGAAGUAAGAUUCUUAUAACAACCCGUAAUAAAAAGGUGGCAGAAGUCAUGCGCUCUAGCUAUAUGCACCUUUUGAAGCCAUUAGAAGAUGAAGAUUGUUGGAAGUUAUUUGUAAAGUAUGCUUUUAAGGAACAACACCAACAUGCUGAUCCAAAUCUUUUAUCAAUUGGUAGAGAUAUUGUUAAAAAAUGUGGAGGAUUGCCUUUAGCAAUAAAAACAUUGGGAAGUUUGUUACACACAAAACCGUCAUCUCAGGACUGGGUUAGUAUUUUGGAAAGUGAUAUUUGGCAUUUACCGGAAGAUGAUAGCAAUAUAAUCCCUUCUUUAAGGUUGAGCUACCACUGCUUACCUUCAAAUCUUAAGCGUUGUUUUGCCUUUUGUUCUCUCUUUCCUAAAGAACACUUGCUAAAGAAGGAUGUGUUGAUUCAAUUAUGGAUGGCAGAAGGUUUACUACAUUCCACCCAGAAAAGUAAGAGCAUAGAAAAAGUGGGUGAUGAAGUUUUCAAUGAUCUAGAGUCUCGGUCAUUUUUUGAGCCACAGGGUGAUUACUUCAUCAUGCAUGAUCUUUUGAAUGAUUUAGCAAUGUCUGUGGUGGGGGAGUUUUGCGUGCGGCUGGAGGUUGAUCAGGCACAAGACAUUUCAAAAAAGGCUCGUUACUUUUCAUACUUGGCCACCAAAAAUGAAAAACUUGAAAUCUUUGAGGAUGUUUUCUUGUGCCACCAAUUACGCAGUUUCAUUCGGUUGGACAAUGACCCCGUCAAUUGUGACAUAAAAAAUGAUAUGAUAUCCAGGCUCACUUGUUUCAAGUAUAUGCGGGUAUUAUCAUUAAGAGGAAAUCAAAAUUUCAAAAGACUGACAGCUGAUAUUAGCAAUUUAAAACACUUGCAUUAUUUGGAUCUUUCAGACAGUGCUAUUGAAAAUUUGCCAAAUUCCCUGUGCUUAAUGGUUAAUCUGCAAACAUUGAAAUUAAAAGGUUGUGUUAACCUGACUACGUUGCCAUCCAAUUUUCACACUCUCACCAAAUUGCGUCAUCUUGAUUUGGAAAAUAGUGGCAUAAAGAUGAUGCCAAAACAUAUGGGAAAGUUAAAGCAUCUCCAAACAAUGAAUUGGUUUGUUGUUGGAAACAAUGGAGGAUCCGAUUUAAAGGAAUUGGGAGCCUUAUAUCAUUUAGGGGGUACAUUAACUAUCUCAAAUAUGAAAAGCAUUGAUGAUCCUACAAAUAUCAAAGAUGCAAAGUUGAAGGAAAAGCAUAUGGAUGAGUUAAAUUUGAUUUGGGGAUCAGUUCAAAGUCAUGAAGAGUCACAACGCCAAGAGUGUGUAUUGGAAGCGCUCGAGCCAAAUAGUAACAUAAAAAAGCUCACAGUUACAAGAUUUUCGGGCACUGUAUUUCCGAAUUGGUUUGAUGGUUUGCAUUUGCCCAGUCUAGUGUCUUUAUCUUUGUCAAGUUGCAGCUACUGUCUCAACCUACCACCACUUGGUCAGCUACCUUCGCUCCAGAAACUUGAGAUUCAAGGAUUUCAUGGAAUAAGGGUGAUAGAUCAAGACUUUUAUGGGAAUGGCUCCUCAGUUCCUCCGUUUCAUUGCCUUUCAUAUUUAAAAUUUUCAUGGAUGCGAGAAUGGGAGGAAUGGAAUAUAUGUCAUGAAGAUGGCAGUUUCUCAUGCCUUCAGGAGCUUUAUAUAUGGGACUGUCCUAGAUUGACAAAGUCUCUACCUCAACACCUUCCUUCUCUAAAAAGGUUAGACAUUAUGAAGUGCAUAAGUUUGAAGACUACACUUCCUAAGGCCACUGCGUUGGAAAUGCUGCGUUUACAAAGUUGUAAGAAGAUUUCAAUGAAAGACUCCCCCACAUGGAGCUCUACAGAUGUGCUUCCACAUCUUCAUGACCUGAUACUAUGUGAUUGUCCAGAGAUGGAAUCAAUUCCUCCUGGAGGUAUGCUUUCCAGCCUACAACGCCUUUCUGUCUCUCUUUGCCCUAAACUCAUUGUGUCUCGCAAGGAUUGGUGUUUGCAUGAGAUCCUCUCUUUGGAAGAACUUGAAAUUAGUGAUAAGUUUGAAGAUGUGGAAUCCUUCCCUGAGGAAGGAUUGUUGCCGCCCAAUCUUCACUCUCUUUCAUUUAAGCAGUGCUACAAUUUAAAAAGAAUAAACUACAAGGGUCUUCUCCAUCUCCGUUUCCUCACUUCCUUAUAUUUUGAUUACUGCCCUGGCAUGAGUUUUGAAGGCUUGCCAGACGAUGGUUUACCUGCAACCCUUUCUCAUUUACAAAUUGGCUACAAUUGUACAUUGCUCAAGCAGCGGUGCCAAAGGGAAAUAGGACAAGAUUGGCCUAAAAUUGCCCAUAUCCCUCAUGUGCAUAUCUUGGGAAGACGGAGUUAAGAUGCAGAUGCUGACUCUGGUGGUUCUAGAAGGCAUUUUUGACAUGUGAAUAUGGAGCAAGAGUGCAACAUUCCACAUGGUGGAGCAAUUAUGAGAUUGUUUAUACUAUAAAGAUCAUAUGACAGCAAUUUGGCUUUGGGAUGCUUGCUAUGCUUUCCAAUCUCAAACAGAUAACAUUGACACUGACAGAAACAAUGAAGAUAGAAGAAGAGUAAGGUUUUCCUGUUCAAAGCAGAUUCAAUUUCUCAAAACCACAAAAUUUUCAAAUGCUCUUGUGAAGUGUACCCAUCGCUGCAGGGACAAUGGCUGAGAGGCAAUAUCAUAUAUAUGCAUAUGGUGGUAGAGGGAAGGGAGAUAUCUUAUGGAAACAUAUUUGGAGGUUCAACAUCUCAGAAGAGAUCAAAACUUUCUUAUGGCUAACAGCAAAGGACAUGCUACAUGCAAAAGAUCUUAGAAACAGACUUGGGAUCUCAAUGGAUGGUGGCUGCCUGUUUGGUUGUGAUAAUAUUAAGACGACUAUGCACGUGCUUAGUGAUUGUCGGCUAGCUUCUGCGCUUUGGACUCAGCAUGUUGCACCACAUCAUUGAACAGAGUUACCAGGAAACGUGGGAAAUGGAACAUAAAAAAUGAAGCAGGUAACAACAGCACUAAGAAGGUACAAUGGAACAUCCUAUUUGCUUAUACUUGCUGGGAAUUACGGACCAUGAGGUGUAAAAAAAACUCUUUGAUCAGGAUGGAAAUGUUGGCUAUGUUGAUUCGGACAACUGCAUUUGUAAAAGCUUGUAUGGAUUUGCAUUACUCAUAAAUCUUUGUUCAGAAAAUACAAAGGUCUAUACAGACACUAGUGAAUACUAUGAUGCCAAAUGAUUUUGUUAAGUUGAAAGUGGAUGGAUCUAUUCUGCCUAAUGACUUGAGUACUUGUGGAGGCAUGUCUAGAGAUGGUAAUGGCUCUUGGAUUUUUGGCUUUUACAGUAAAUUGCCUCAAUAUCCGCCUGCUAUGUUUGAAAUACUUGGCACUGGUAGAGGAUUAAGUUUUCUCUGAUUGUGCUAAAGCGAUCAACAUUCUCACAAGUGAAUAUCUACCCCAUCAUCCUUACAUUGUCAUUAUGCAGUAUACUACUGGUCUCCUGCAUUUAGAUUGGACUUUUUUUUCUUUAUUUUUUGUACAGAGAAUCUAAUUGGGAUGCUCAUUGGGUAGCUGAACAGGGUCAUAUGAUGGCUCCCCCUUUUGUAAUCUUUGAUCAAUCUCCACCUUUCCUACAAGAGGUGGUGAAUGAGGAAAGAUGGUCUCCCUCUUGAUGUUUUUCUGUUUCAUGUUGGCUGUAUUUGACAUCAUGUGAUCAAUAUAUUUCAGUUCUCAUUUAAAAAAAUUUGGUUACCUAUAAUG
This is a messenger RNA of Prosopis cineraria, 4796 nucleotides long. RefSeq names its product putative disease resistance RPP13-like protein 1. Gene Ontology annotation, molecular function: protein binding; ADP binding. The record is from RefSeq and is a predicted model, not a curated record. Gene Ontology annotation, biological process: defense response to other organism. Bases 101 to 3409 code for a protein of 1102 amino acids. NCBI's taxonomy places the organism in Eukaryota, Viridiplantae, Streptophyta, Magnoliopsida, Fabales, Fabaceae. The transcript has 4 exons.